Messenger RNA from Ipomoea triloba (trilobed morning glory), 702 nucleotides. RefSeq lists its product as uncharacterized. Gene Ontology annotation, molecular function: nucleic acid binding; RNA-DNA hybrid ribonuclease activity. Bases 1 to 702 code for a protein of 233 amino acids. The transcript is spliced from 2 exons. Lineage: Eukaryota; Viridiplantae; Streptophyta; Magnoliopsida; Solanales; Convolvulaceae. The record is from RefSeq and is a predicted model, not a curated record.
AUGGUUACUGGUGGUCCAAUGGCUUAUGUGUUUAAGAGUGUGGCGAUCUGCUGGUGCAUUUGGAAGAUACGUAAUGAGCUUAUCUUUAAUAGUAAACCAUGGCAUGCAAACUCUGUCCAAUUUGAAGCUAAUAGAAUGGUGAAUGAUUGGCAGGAUCUGCUAAAUAAACAUGAGUUUGCUACAACCUCUUCGGGCUUCAGAGGUGCUUUUACUGGUUCAGAAGGUGUUUUGUUGUAUUACGUGGAUGCUGCAGUGUUCCCGAAUGAUGAGCAAGCAUAUUAUGGAAUUGUCAUACUGAAUCAUGAUGGCGGAUAUGUUGCUGCUAAAAAUGGCUCUUUUCGUGGUAUGAGUAAUGUCCAUCUUGCAGAAGAUAUGGCGGUGAAGGAAGCUUUAUCGUGGGCUAAAGAUAGAGGUGAUAUGAAAAUUAUGAUCCUUUCUGAUUGUCAACUGGUAUGCAAUUUUAUUAAUGGAGCUACAGAAGAUUUAUCAUAUGCUGGUUGUGUCAUUCAAGAGUGUAAAAGGUUUCUAAGACACUUUGAAGUAGUGUAUGUGGUUUUUGUUCCUAGAUCAGCGAAUAAGCCUGCUCAUGCAUUAACUAGGGCUGCUUGUUCUCAGUCUGGUGCUUCUAGAAUUCGAAGGCUCAAUUUGGAUGAUUCUAACGGAAUUGGAAAGCCAACUCGAAGGGCUACAACUCUUGUGUAG